Molecule: messenger RNA, 1872 nt
Organism: Oncorhynchus mykiss (rainbow trout)
Lineage: Eukaryota; Metazoa; Chordata; Actinopteri; Salmoniformes; Salmonidae
Gene: fbxo16
Product: F-box protein 16
Molecular function (GO): protein binding
Source: RefSeq, a predicted model, not a curated record
CAACGUUGGGUGGAGAAGGAGAGGGGGAGGUGCACCCCACAGUACACCCAUUACUAUGGAAACAGGUAAACUGUACGAGCGCUUGAAGAACAAAGUGACAUGUACUGGUAAUCCUAUGGACAAGAUACGAAUACAUAACACUGAGGAUUCGUGAUUGGGAUGAUAACUAUGCUUGCUUGCUUCAUGCAUCAUAGGCCGGAGGAGAUUGAUGAUCUGACUUGUUGCGGAUUUGUAGCAGCUGAAAGAUGUCCUUUGCACCGAGGACCUCACUAACCUCAGCCAAGAUGACCUCACUAACCUCGGCCAAGAUGACCUCACUAACCUCGGCCAAGAUGCAGACCAAAAUGAGUGCCUGGACACCUCUUAACCACCAGCUGUCUAAUAACAAUGUGUUUGAAGAGCGAAGAAACCUGCUGGGAAAAUGGUUUGACAAGUGGAGCGACGGCCAGAGGAAGGCGGUUCUACAGGACUUUUUCUCGCGGUGUUCAGUGGGCCAGCUGCGUUUCCUCCGUCAGAACCUGACCAAGAGGGUUCCAGAAGAGAACCUAGACUUCACCUCUGUCCUGCCCAGAGUUCUCUCUCUCUAUGUCUUCUCUUUCCUCGACCCCAGGAGUCUUUGCAGGUGUGCACAGGUGAGUUGGCACUGGAAGGGUAUAGUUGAGUUGGACCAGCAAUGGAUGCCCAAGUGUCUUAAACUGGGCUGGUGCAUCAACUUUGCUCCCACACCAUUUGAACAUGGGGUCUGGAAGAGACACUACAUAGAGACCGUACUGGAGCUCCACAUCGGCAAACCUAAGACUCUAUCACAGCAGGAGUUCAUUGUCCCCGAGGUGACGUCCAUAAACAGUGUGACGUUUGACCAAUCAGAGAGCUUCCUCAGAGAGGUGCGAUCCGCACACCCCGUCCAGCAAGAGAGGAGCGGUGGCGGCACCACGAGGUGGUCAGGAGGGUCCCAGCUGAAGGGGCUACCCCCGUGGAGGGGUGCAGACAGACACCCCACUGACACCGUGCGAUUCAAUUAUCUGGAAAAUCUGGACCCCAUAGAGCACGCCCACCAAGCAAAAGUGAAGAGCAGAGGGGUCUUCAACACAUACAAUGAAAAUAAGAAAGAGCUGUCUGCAUUCAAUUAUAAACUGCGCAAGGCAAAGUCAUUGAUGUUCCUGUCCUUGGACCUGACUCCAGGUUCGGGUUCUGGAGCAGGACAGCAGAAGCAGAACCGGUUCCGCCCCCAAUGGGCCACACAGAGCCUAGAGUACCCUGUCACCAAGGCAACAGCCAAGAGCCUGUCGCGGUCGAGCCAAUGGAACGCUGGGAUACGACCUAGUCCUGUGAGGCCAGCGGUGCCCAGGCUCAGUCAGGAAGGACUGAGGGCAUCAAUGAGGACAAACAGGAGUACUCCUAGUUAGAAACAUCUUUCCCUCCCUUCCUUCCUCCUUUUCUUCUUUCCUACUUUCCUUAAAUCUGUCCAUCGCACAGGACACACAGGACCACGCCUAGUAAGACAAUAGAUGACCAAUCCUUUCAAUGUACAUUCUUGGUUGAACUAACAGAAUGAGCUCUCCAUCAAAAAGGAAACUUGUGUCCAAGGAAACACGUGACAUGACAUUCUUACUCAAUUAAUGCUUUCUUUCACUGCGUGAAUGUUCUGUAUCAUGUAUGAUGUAUAAUUGACUUACAUGGUUUGAGGUUUCAGCAGCACCACUGUUUGAGGGACGGAGGAUACCAGCGACCAGUGGUGGAUCAGACGAGUGAACUAUAUCGCCACCCUGUGGAGCACGUUAGUACUGUAGCACAGACGUUCUGCAUGCCUACAUGUUAUACAGUCCGUAUUGUCCCGCAGCAGCGGUGCUCAACUGGAGUCUGACCAAUGUU